Misgurnus anguillicaudatus (oriental weatherfish) is the source of this 636-nucleotide messenger RNA. RefSeq names its product urotensin 2, alpha (gene uts2a). The record is from RefSeq and is a predicted model, not a curated record. Gene Ontology annotation, cellular component: extracellular region. Gene Ontology annotation, molecular function: hormone activity. NCBI's taxonomy places the organism in Eukaryota, Metazoa, Chordata, Actinopteri, Cypriniformes, Cobitidae. Gene Ontology annotation, biological process: regulation of blood pressure; blood vessel diameter maintenance.
UUCACUGUAUAUUCAACAAAGACCUGACUAAAUUGCCUGCAGAGAUGUUCUGUAACCUGAUGUUGGCCUGCUCUGUUCUUCUGCUCUCCUGCAGUCACCUGUUGGCACAUCCUGUCACAAACACAGCUGAGAUGACCUACAGCAGCCCUGAUUCAGUGGAAGAUGCUGGAGUCGGUACGGAUGAUUUCAUUGAUUUCCUGCAGAGGGCAACAGUAGGACAUUCACCACUGCUCACCAGAGACAGUUUCAAAAUGUCUGGACAGAUUCCUUUAAAAGAGGUUCUGGUUGAGAAACCAUAUCGCCUAAUGCCUGCCAGUUCUCUCUGGAGUAGCAGGAGACAGUUCAGGAAGAGAGGAAGUGCUGCUGACUGUUUCUGGAAGUAUUGUGUUUGAGAAAUAUGUGAGCAAGGACAUAAAGAGGAGAGUUACAGGACUUCUUUUUCGAACACAUACACAGUAUAACACACUUAUUUGGUACUCAUAUCUUAUGGAAGGGCCCAUUAGCCAUCAACUUCCCAUUGGCUUUAUUGCUUUUAAGAAUAUAAAUACUAAACUAAUUAUAUUUUCUACCCCUAAGGACAUUUUUAUACACACAGUGUACACCCCCCCACACACGCACGCACGCACGCACACACAC